GACCAGACAGAGGCGGUCGCUGGACAUACACAGAGAGGUGUGGAGUUCCUGGAAAAAAUAGGUACUUUCGCGAAGGAGCGGGCUAUAAUUGAAGAGGAAUAUGCCGCUAAAGCACUGGCCAAAAGAUCUCUUGGUAGGAAAAAAGAAGAUGAAGAGGCAGCGAAAAAUUUCACGUACGUCAGGUCAUUUGCAAAUCUGUUACGAGAGCUGGAACUACUUGCUGGGCAACAUGAGGUUAUUGGAGAGCGAAUCCGGAAAGAAGUGGUUCCUUACGUUAUGACAAGGGCUGGCGUUCAUCGUGCUCAACGAAAGCAGUGUCUUGCUGACCUUCAAGCAAUCCAUGCUAAUCUUACCGGUGCCAUGGAACAUCUCUUCAAAGCGCAGAAACAUUAUAGUAAAACGUUCAAGGAAGCGGAGGCUGCUUCUCUGAAGUAUGCAAAAGCUGACAAAAACAUGGAGAUUUCGCGUUUGGAUUUGGAUAAAGCAAAAAAUAAUGCGCAGAUGCGGUGUAACAUAAGUGAAGAGGCCAAGCAGGCAUACGCGAAUGCGUUGCACGAUGCAAACGAUACCCAAAACGCUCAUUAUUCGCAACAUUUGCCUGCAGCUUUAGCACGAAUGAGG
Ostertagia ostertagi is the source of this 621-nucleotide messenger RNA. Lineage: Eukaryota; Metazoa; Nematoda; Chromadorea; Rhabditida; Trichostrongylidae. The record is from the annotation of a GenBank genome assembly.